CCGGCGUUAUCUCUCACCCAGAAGGAGGGCUUGCGUUUGCACAGUAGCGAUGGACUCGGCGAGGAGCUGGCUCGUCGCCGCUUCUUGCUGCUGGAUGAGUUCCUUCGGCUUUGUCAUGAUUCGUUCGUCAGGGAUAAUCUACGUGAGCAUCAUCGAGCAAUUUCAGGUCACGAGGGAAGAGGCGUCAUGGCCCGUCACCCUGCCGACCAACACCUACAUGCUUUCAGGUCUCUUGGCCAGCAUCGUCGCAAGGUACACCGACACCUGGAAGAUAACGCUGGCCGGAUGUGUCUUGGGAUGCCUCGCCGUGUCCGCUUGUUUCUUCGCCAGCGAGACUUUGCACCUAACCCUCUUACUUGGCGUCGUGUACGGUGCUGGUAUAAGCGUUCUAAGGCUUAACACGAUGGUCGUCAACCAACACUUCGUCCGGUACCGAGCCGCCGCGUCUGGCAUCAACAUGGCCGGUAACUCCAUCUCAGGGUUCGUGUUUCCUCCGCUGGUGCAGUACUUCAGCAUGUACGGACUCCGAGGAACGUUUCUGCUCAGCGGCGCCCUCAUGCUCAACUCCAUAGCCGGACCCAUUUUCCAACGGGCCUCUCCGCCUCCCCGACAAGACCGCACUACAAAACCUACCCAACGGUCAACAAAGAAACUAGAAUCAGAGACAUACUCCAGUCUCCGAACGGAAAUGGUAGUAUCCGACGACGAAAAACGAAGUCAUCAGAAGCGAAUCUAUUAUGAUGAAGCAACUUCUCAAUAUGAACAUCAAAACGGCGACAAAGUGUCGCGUUCUCUUUUAACAGCAACUGAUCUGUGCAAUAAGCAGGUCGAAUGCGAGGCUUCUACCAAAGGCAUCAGGGAUGUAGCUUGGUCGAGGAAUAACGACAGUGGAGGCCUUUGUGGCUCGAAGCCCAACCGCGCUGACUCAAUAAACAGUCUGGUGAUGCCGAAUGGUGAGACACUGCACUCAACUUGCAAUGAUAAGAACGUCGCAUCGAAUUCCAAGGAAAUCAAAAGAAAGCGAUGUCUUUCCUUCCUCAAGUCACCGAUGUUCUACCUGGUCAUGUUUACGCAGGCCGUCAUCUCCUUCAACAUGACCAGCUACCUAACGGUCAUCGUGGAUUUUGCGGUGGACCGUGGAAUCUCCAAGUGGAACUCUGUCUUCCUCCUUUCGUCGUAUACAGUCACGGACCUGGCGGCACGUCUUGGCUCCGGUUGGAUCACAGACAGACACAUCUUCUCUAGAAGCACGUGGACAGCCGUCAACUUCUUGUUGUGGGCAGUGACCUUUUUUGUGAUUCCGGUCUGCAACGACUACUACUAUCAAGUGUCAAUGUCCGUGCUUGCUGGUUGGUGCAACGGCUCGACGCUAACACUAAUCCCAGUGUUGUUGAUGGAUAUCGUUGAGCUGUCCGAAUACGGUGUCUGCUACGGCGUCAGCUCGUUCGCAGUGGGUGUCUUAGGCUUCUUGAGGCCAUCACUGAUAGGUCAUUACAGAGACAAGCUGGGAGACUACGAGGGUCUAUUCUUUCUUUUGGCCCAAUGCACCUUGGUGCUCGCCUUCUUCUGGAUGUGUGCCUCAGCGUACGACAGGUGUCUAGCGAAUCGGCACAAAAAAGCUAUGCUCUGUACUCAAGGCUACUUCUGGAAGCUCAAAAAACUUGAGAGCAUGGGCAACAGGGACAUCAACCCUUCCUGAUUCUCAGCAGCAUGGUGACCUGGACAAAUCUCUGCCAAACCCCUUUAGGUCCUGCUUCGUAAGAGCGGAUGUGCUUGCAGACUGCGCUUUAGAAGUGAACAAUCAGAAAAAAGAAUGCUCUUAUCGCAUAGCUUCAUAGUCACCAAAAAGAAGUCAGCACUUACCUCCAUUCUUCUUACAAAAAACUCAAAAGGACACUUAAAGGCCGACGACCA
Messenger RNA from Ixodes scapularis (black-legged tick), 1914 nucleotides. RefSeq lists its product as uncharacterized. The coding region runs from base 50 to 1699 and encodes 549 amino acids. The record is from RefSeq and is a predicted model, not a curated record. The transcript is spliced from 4 exons. Gene Ontology annotation, biological process: transmembrane transport. Lineage: Eukaryota; Metazoa; Arthropoda; Arachnida; Ixodida; Ixodidae. Gene Ontology annotation, molecular function: monocarboxylic acid transmembrane transporter activity.